GCCGCCGCCGUGACCUCAUCUCUCGGCUUCCACCAGCGCCAUGGAGCCGCCGCGGGACGAGCGGCCGGGGAGUGGUGCCAGCGAAGAGCCGGCGCCGCCGGAGAGUUUUCAGAAGAAAACAGGUGACUUCACUGAUACAAUGCUUGUUAAAGGUUUGAACAACAGAUACCGUGUGUUAAGAGUGAAUGUAGUACAGAAAAAGGGAGAAGAUCCAGAAAUGCAUUUGACAAUUGUGGCAUCUCAAUCACCUGAGGAUACAGAACUAUGCAUUCUGAGGAAUGACUGGAAUUCUGUUCCAGUAGUUCCAGGAGACAUCAUUCAUUUAGAAGGAGAGUGCAACUCUGGUACUUGGAUAAUAAAUGGAGAGUCUGGAUACUUAAUUCUGUUCCCAGACUUGCUGCUUUCUGGCACCACAGUAUCAAAUAGUAUUCGAUGUAUGAGAAAAGCAGUGCUGAGCGAGAAGUUUAGGAGUUGUGAGUCUGGUUCACGUCAAAUGCUGGUUGGCACAAUCCUUCACGAGAUUUUCCAACAAGCAAUAACUAAUAAUUUGGCAGCAGAAAAAGUACAAGAACUGGCCUUCAAAAUUGUCUAUGGACCAAAAUAUCUAAAAGAAUUGUACCACUUAAAUCUGAAACAAGAGGAAAUAAUGCAAGAGAUAGAGGGCUAUUUUUCAUCAUUUUCUAAGUGGGCAGAAGAUUACAUGUGCAAGCCUAGUCAAGAUAACCAAAGUAAAAUGCAGCUGAAACUAUCAAGUGAUGGAAAAAAGGAUUUAUCUUGUAAUAUUGAAAUUACACAGGUCCUGGAUAUUGAAGAGAAUAUCUGGUCUCCAAGGUUUGGGCUAAAGGGCAAGCUUGAUGUUACUAUUGGUGUGAAAAUGCAUCAUAGGUCUGGAACUCAGUAUAAGAUAAUGCCUUUGGAACUUAAAACUGGCAAGGAAUCCAACUCUAUAGAGCAUAGAAGUCAGGUUAUAUUAUAUACACUUCUGAGCCAGGAACGAAGGAUGGAUCCUGAGGCUGGAUUUCUUCUGUACCUUAAAACUGGUAAUAUGCACACUGUGCCUGGCAAUCGUUUGGACAGGAGAGAACUAAUAAAGUUAAGAAACCAACUGGCCUCCUAUUUAGUCCAUAAUGUGUGUAAAUCUGCAAUGGGAAAUAAGCGGACACAGCUUGCAUCCUUGCCUCCUGUAAUUAAUGACAGUCAAGCCUGUAAAUACUGUUCACAAAUGCACAACUGUGUUCUUUAUAGCAGAGCUGUAGAGCAACAGAUGGAUGAUGUCAUAAUUCCUUCUGCUAUGAUACCCGUUAUAGACAGAGAGACCCAGCAUCUGAAACUCUCUCAUUUGCAGUAUUUCAAUCUGUGGUAUCUAAUGUUAACCUUGGAGUUGCAAGCUGGAGAGGGUAAAAAAGGAUAUACAAAUAUAUGGAUGAUGCCUGCUUCAGAAAGAGAGAAGUCUGGAGAUUGCAUUGGAAACAUGAUCAGAAUGGAACAGGUACAGGAAGUGUCUGAUGGGCAAUAUCUUCAUUAUUUCCAGUGUAAAGGUGGUGCCUUGCCAGGAACAAACCUGUUGGUAGGUGACAGAGUUGUUGUGAGUGGAGAGGAGAAGACUUUACUUGGCUUGGCUGCUGGUUAUGUUAAAGAAGUCAACAUGACAAAAAUCUCUUGUUUAUUGGACAGGAACCUUUCAAAACUCCCUAAAAACACAAUAUUUAGGUUAGAUCACGAAGAAGGUGGUUUUGGUAUAGAUGUCCCUCUAGGAAAUCUCUCUAAACUGAUGGAAAACUCUUCUGCCAGUGAAAAACUUCGCAGUUUAAUAAUAGACUUCCACAAACCCCAGUUUAUCCAGCACUUGAGCUCCAUUCUUCCUCCUGAGGCAAAGGAAACUGUUGCAAAUAUUUUAAAGGGUCUGAAUAAGCCUCAGAAACAGGCGAUGAAACAAGUCUUACUUUCAAAAGAUUACACUCUCAUUGUGGGCAUGCCUGGAACAGGAAAAACUACUACAAUAUGUGCUCUAGUACGGAUUCUUUAUGCCUGUGGCUUCAGUGUUCUGCUGACUAGUUUUACACAUACUGCUGUAGACAACAUCUUGCUGAAGUUGGCCAGGUUCAAAGUAGGAUUCUUGCGCUUGGGGCGAGUUCAGAAGGUUCAUCCAGAUAUACAGAAGUUUACAGAGGAAGAAAUUUGUAGAUCCAAAUCAAUUAAAUCUGUAACACAUUUGGAAGAGCUGUAUAACAGUCAGCCGGUAAUUGCAACAACAUGCAUGGGAGUAAACCAUCCAAUUUUUGCUCGCAAGCGGUUUGACUUUUGCAUAGUGGAUGAGGCAUCCCAAAUAAGCCAGCCAGUCUGCCUAGGCCCACUUUUCUGUUCUCAGAAGUUUGUGUUGGUGGGGGACCAUCAACAGCUACCUCCACUUGUACAGAAUGCAGAAGCAAGAGAUCUUGGCAUGAGUGAGAGCUUAUUCAAGAGACUGGAACAGAACAAGAAUGCUGUUGUCCAACUAACUGUGCAGUACAGAAUGAAUAGUAAAAUUAUGUCGCUGAGUAACAAGUUGGUGUAUGAAGGCAAACUGGAAUGUGGCUCAGAGAAAGUGUCAAAGGCCACUGUUAACUUGCCAGACUUAAAAAAUUUGAAUCUGAAGCUGGAAUUAUUCACAGGCUCUUCAGAAACAUGGUUGAAAGAAGUUCUUGAGCCAAACAAUUCUGUCUGUUUUCUUAACACAGAGAAGGUUCCAGCACCAGAACAUGUAGAAAAAGGUGGUGUUAGUAACGUGAUGGAAGCCAAACUAGUCCUCUUCCUCACCUCCUUAUUUAUUAAGGCUGGCUGUAAACCUUCAGAUAUCGGUAUCAUAUCACCAUACAGACAUCAGUUAAAGAUAAUCACUGACUUGAUGACAGGCUCGUAUGUCAACAAAGUGGAAGUAAAUACUGUGGACAAAUACCAAGGGAGAGACAAAAGUAUCAUCAUAGUAUCUUUUGUCAGAAAUAAUACUGAUGAUAAUGUUGGUACACUUCUGAAGGACUGGAGGCGUCUUAAUGUUGCUAUUACAAGAGCCAAGCACAAAUUAAUCAUGCUGGGUUGUGUUCCAUCGCUGCGCCGCUAUCCUCCUCUAGAGAAGCUGCUCUGCCAUUUAAACUCUGAAACAAUGAUUUUCAAUCUUCCAGCUGGGACACAUGAACAUGUUUUUCAGUGUAACCUUCUGUGAUGGUACAAAUGAAGAAUUUUGGAGAAAAACCUUUUGUACACAUACUGCUGAAUAUAAAUUACUGUUGGAGUAGCGUGCAAAUGCUGAGUGCACCAUGUAGGUUGUAUGAAGUUGAUCUUAGUCUGUUUUCUCAAACUCCAGAGGUUUACCUAUAUCAUUGCACUAUCUUGCACUCACUGAUUUGUUUCAGAAAAUAGGAUUUGUUAAUACCAAGGUCCCUGCAAGUUCUCAGAAGUACAGUAUAAUCUGCAUUAAGGUGCUACAUGGUCAUUCCUAAAUUUCACUUCUAUUUCAGUAUAUAGUUCUUAGUGUAUGUGAAAGGAAAGAUCUGCAUGGGUGACUAAAAAUCUACUGAUUGUACCCAGUGAAAGAAACUACAGAUGCUGCUUUGAGUGACAGAAAACUUUAGGACCAUUUUAAUUCAACAGGCAAAAUAGAUACUUUUUAAAUGAAGUGACUGAGCUCUUUUUCUGCUGCUAUAGGCAUAAACAGAUACAGCAGUUUAUACAGGAACAUCUUACAGUGGUGUAGCUGUUGUUAUGUCUGUCUACAUACUAGGAAGUUCCCAUUUGUAUUUCCCAUGCCCAUUCUUGUUUUCUUUUUAAAUUCUACCCCUAACAUUUUAUCUUUUAUAUUUAUGUAUAUAGUUUACUUUUUACACACUUCUCACAUUGAGUCAACUUAGUGAUUCUUCUUUGUCCUUUAGAAAUAUUUUGGAUGUCUUGUUAGAAAUGGGAUGUUCUACAUCUAAACCCCUUUAUACAUUAGUGUUUUAUCAAGUGAAUUUUUAGAGUGAAAUUUUCAGUGACUUCCUCGCUCUGUUGAAAUGCAUAGUAAAAUUCUCACUGCUUGUAAUGGAGAAUGGCUUUAAUCUUUAGUUUCCUUAUUUUGUAGUUUGGAUUGAGGUCAGAACAGCAUCUUGACUUCUAACAAACAUACAUACCUGUAUUUUACUUCAGUGAAAGCCUUGGGUGUGAUGCAAUUAUACCCCUUUAACCAGGGUAGCUAAACUAAAACUACCUCAUAGUCUCCUACUCAGUCUUCUAAUUAAGGCUCUAACUUGAAAGUUUGUGUAAAAAAUAAAUAAAUAAUUGAAUUUUCAGAAAAUAACUAGUAUACCGUAUCUUGCUCUCAAGUCACCCUAUUUCUAUUAAUGGUUGUGUGCACGCUUUCAUAUGUUGGAUAUGUUAAUUUUCAGUUUUAAAAACUUCACUAAUAUUUGUAAUGUUUGUACUGAAAUAAAAAUUAACUCCUAUUUUGUUGUA
Messenger RNA from Gavialis gangeticus (Gharial), 4464 nucleotides. It is a transcript of the gene DNA2, whose product is annotated as DNA replication helicase/nuclease 2. The record is from RefSeq and is a predicted model, not a curated record. Gene Ontology annotation, biological process: replication fork reversal. NCBI's taxonomy places the organism in Eukaryota, Metazoa, Chordata, Crocodylia, Gavialidae. Bases 41 to 3199 code for a protein of 1052 amino acids. Gene Ontology annotation, molecular function: single-stranded DNA helicase activity; 5'-flap endonuclease activity. The transcript is spliced from 21 exons. Gene Ontology annotation, cellular component: cytoplasm.